Dermacentor andersoni is the source of this 1530-nucleotide messenger RNA. Lineage: Eukaryota; Metazoa; Arthropoda; Arachnida; Ixodida; Ixodidae. The record is from RefSeq and is a predicted model, not a curated record.
AUGUCGCAGCGCUCUCGAUCGGCUCCCUGUGGAGUUUACGGAGCGCAGCACGGAAACGGGGCCUUAGCCCUCUCCGACGUUUGCCCGCUGGCUGCUCCUCAAAUGAGCAGCCAAAACCAGUGGUCUGCCACGGCCCCCUGUGGGGAUUACAAUACUGCAGCCACGAAUUUCGCUCACUCGCCUCCCUUUGGAGUGCUUUCGGUUGUGCCCAGUGGCGCAACCUUCGAGCGCGCACCUGUUUUGUCGACGCUGGCUGCAAGUGGCUUAAGCAAUUCACGUAUAGCUGCCUCAAGUGGCGGCUGUGAACGACAGCAGGCGCACCCCGCUAGGAGCCCGUUUUGCUCUGGGGCUGGCGGCGCCGCGGCCGGUAUCCCUGUGGAAACCGCGCCGCUAAUCGAGCUGGACGACUGUUCACCCUUGCUCGGCCACGCCGCUAACGCGCCAACGGUUCCCUUUGGAGCAGGCGCACAGACGCUGUUGCAAAACGCCGCCGAAAUGAUUCAGUCACUCUCGGGGGCAGUUAAGGCGCUUUCGGCUGUACCGAAAUGCGCGCACCCCGCUGUACGGUUGGCAGUCCCGACUUACAGCGGAUACGGUGACCUGCUCAGUGCCAGGGAUUAUUGUGACUCCCUGGUACGCUACCAGAUGGCAAAUCGUUUGGAGGAUCAGGAGGUGCUGGAACGCGUCGUUCCCGUAGCACUUACUGACACGGCGGCUAGGUGGUACCGGCUUUCCGGUUACCGUGCAACAACCCUCGAGGAGUUCCGCGUGGCAUUCCUGCGCGAAUUCCUACCCGCUGACUACCAGAGUAGGAUGCGGCGAGAGCUUGAGCUACGUACACAAGCUCCUGACGAGUCGCUUCAGGAGUACGUACGCGCGAUGAAAGACCUGUUCUUAGUCGCCGAGCCCAAAGCUUCGAACGAGGAAUGCGUCGAACGGGUGAUCAGGCAGGCACAUCCGACCUUUUCGGCGUACCUGCGCGGCGGCCGGUUCCGAGAUUUAGAAGAAUUGGCCGCCGAGGCAAAGCGCAUUCAAGGCGACAUUCUCGCCGCGCGAGCCUAUCGCCCACCGCCGCCCGCCAGCGAGGCCCUUGAGCCACGCUGCGCGUGGGGAGGGCCUGUGCCCCUCCCCGAACGGCAACAACCCGGCCAAGCUGCCUUUGCGGCUACAAACGGGUGUGCAUGGGAGCUGAGCGCGCGCGCUCUAGAUCCCUACACGUACGGGAGGCGGGCAGCCUGUGCUGCACCACCGCCCGAAAUGCAUGCGCAGGGACGCCCUUCGACCCAACGCAUCGCAGAGGCGGACGCUCGUGAUAACGGGCCCUUUGGUCAUGCAGCGAGUCGACCCCGGCAGGGAGCUGAGGCCGCUCCGCCUCGGGAAAGAUUCCAGGUGAUUCCAUCCAGCCCGGAGUGUUCUGGACUUCUGGACCAGCUCCUGGGCUUCGAGGUGGCUGAGGUCAAGAGCUUGCAUGAAGGCGUUGUCAAUGCGACGGGUGUUGCGGGUCUCAGCGGCAAGGGGAAUGCCGGCUGA